Lytechinus pictus (painted urchin) is the source of this 4050-nucleotide messenger RNA. Its product is annotated as ankyrin repeat domain-containing protein 12-like. Bases 466 to 2319 code for a protein of 617 amino acids. Gene Ontology annotation, molecular function: protein binding. Lineage: Eukaryota; Metazoa; Echinodermata; Echinoidea; Temnopleuroida; Toxopneustidae. Gene Ontology annotation, cellular component: cytoplasm. The transcript has 8 exons. The record is from RefSeq and is a predicted model, not a curated record. Gene Ontology annotation, biological process: innate immune response.
AGUGUGUUGGGGUGGUUCUCGAAAGCUUUGCGUUAAAACUCCAUAUUUGGAAAUAAGUGAUUUUUGUCUCAUGUGUGUCGUAAUGAAGCCACCGGAAUGAAGCAUGCACUGUUUCACCUAAGAUCGUGAGAAGGAAAUUCUUACAGGUGAUGGGAACAUUGUGAAUAUUUUUUGGCCUUGCCUUUCUGAUUUGGAACCUUUGAUGAUCAUCGAAAUGGUAAGAAUGGCGUAAGGAAGCUGUUACGAAUGAAUUGCACCUAGAAUCUGUUGUAUAUUAUAAAGGCAUGGAUUUAAAGUGAUAUCAGUGACAUGUAAUUAGCACUAUUUACAACUAGACGACACCGUUACUUUGUGAGGGACAACAUCUCGUAUCCUUUUCUGCAUGAAAAUAGCUGCUCCUUUAAAAAUACAUUCGACCAAGACACUUACGUUCGACAAUCGAACGUUCCUGAUCGACUUUCGACGAUGACGUCGUCUGGGGAAGAGCUACCAUCGGAGGAGAUGGAGGAUGACCUCCCUCCCCUCCUUCAGGCUGCGAGAAAUGCCGACGUCACAACCUUCAAGAAAAUGCUCGAAGAUGGCGAGGAUGUCCUGCAAAAAGAUGAGGAUGAUCGGACAGUAUUACAUUGGGCCGCUCAGAGCGGAUGCGUGCCUAUCAUCAUGGCGGGGGUUGCCAGAGGUCUCAUCUGGCAUGUUAAUGCUAAGAGCAAGCGUGGUUUGACACCCCUGCACGAGGCUUGCUUGGCUGGUUAUGUGCGUACAGUGCAUGUCUUGAUGUCGAUAGGAGCAGAUACGGAGGCACAAACUGAGGAGGGAUAUACUCCAUUACUCUGUGCUGCUGGUAAUGGUCAUAAUGAUAUCACACGUAUCCUAGUAGGAGGUGGAUGUGACCCAAACAAAAACUUACCGAUGAUUGGUGUAAAUGCUCUUCACAUCGCUGCAUGGACGAAUCAACCCGAUGUCCUCGCCGAUCUCCUUAUCAUGGGAGGGGAUAUCAACAAGAAAAGCUUGACGCGUAAAACAGCCAUGGAAUUUGCACGUGAGCAGAAUCACACCGACUGCGUGAAUAUUCUCCAGAAACAUGAACAAAAAUUGCAGCAGCAUUUCAAAACGCAGUUGAGCGAGCAGGAGAGUUUCUUCCGUACCAAACUUAACCUCCUAGCCGAUAAGAUCCAUAAGUAUUACGAUGAUCGACUUAAGCAAGAGAUAGAAUACUUUGAACAGCAGUUACAAGAACAACACGACAAGGACGCUGAAAUCAUCCUUAAAUUGAAGUCGCGCAUUGAUCAUUUGCUAAAAACUGAACUUGAUGAUGUAGACGAGGAUGACCACGAUGACGCCGUCGAAGAUGAUAAAAUGGAAAGCAAAGCGCAUGUAGGCGAGGAGAAAACUUCGCUGCAUCCGGAUAGAGUAAAUGGACAUAAUUCUAAAAUGUCUUUAAGGAGACGAAGGCGAAGCAGCCAGUUUGCUCAUCGGCCCAGAAUGUUCAGCAUCACUACGCCGCACGCACCCACUGAGCACGAGUCUUCGGAUGACGAGCACGCCCACGGCAUACGACGUCGAUAUGAUAGACAGAUAAGCGUAGACGGACAUCGUCAACCGAGGCGACCAGGGGGUAGACGACCGGGGAGCGGGCGGAUCGGAAGCGGAAAGAACAAGUCCAUGACGGAGUUGGUAGAUGAUGUCAGCAAAAAACCGUCCAGCGUGAAUUUUGUCAAACGACAGGGUAGCGUGAUGGAAGAGCAUAACGGUACAGAAUCAAAUCACAUGGCAUCACAAGUGCAUCUACCGGGUGUGCCAACCAUACGGCUUCUCCAACCUUCGAAGCCCACUCAACCGCGUUCGUCAACGCCUACGCGUACGAGGUCGACCACUCCUUCACAUGUGAUGUCAAUAACUCCAUCCGUCUCAUCCCUCUCCCCAUCACCACCUCCGCCUUCUCCUAUAAGCCCUUCUACAAACACAGGUUCCAUGAGCCCUACCCCAUCAAAUGUAUCUACCUCAGAUUCUGUCUUCCUGGACAGUAAUGAAAACCAACUGACAGCCUCUUCCAAGCCAAAGUCAAGACGGAGUAGCAUCGCUGCUUUUCUGCGACCUCACUUUAAGUCAAGCUCGAGCGUCGUGGAAGAGGAAAAAUCUCGACGCAGGAGUGUGGAGACGAAGAUACCCGAUGCCAAGUCAACGGCACCGGCACCAUCACCUCGCAAGCCUCGUAAGAAAGGCUUCUCGUUGUUCUCUAUACCUUUACCGGGUAUCCCCCAAGGAAUGAUUGAAGAUGAUUCUCUUGAAGAUAUUGAUAUGGAUCAGACAGGAUCAUGAGGCGUAUCCGCACCUCCCCAAUCAGGAAAACAAAGACUUUGUUCUGGGGGCCCAUUUCAUAAAGCCUUACAAACCAUUACAACUAUCAUGAAAGCCUUGAUAGUGAUUGGAUGCUCAGUCUUGUUACAAUGGUAGUUACCAUGGCAAAGUUACAGUAGUUGCAACUCUUGCUCUUUGUGAAACGGGCCCCAAAUGUUAAAAUUUUAAAAUACCUACUGUUUGUGCGUUCAUACCUGCUUGAACCAUAUACAAUUCUUGUGAGCCUGUGACAAGGCUUUCAGGUUCCUAUAGAAAAGGAUGGUCAUUUUUCAUGCCUCGCGUCUCGUUAUUUCUGCUUUCAUUCUGCAAAAUACCCAUGUGACAAGUUUAUAAAUUCGUUUUUAGAAUCUAAAUUGCAGGUAUUUUCUAUUGGGGAUAUUGCUAAUACUUUGCUUUGAAACUUGCAAUUAUAAAUGCAACUCAUGGUGAGUUAAACAUAAACUUAAAAUGCCAUAUAAAAACAAGUUAGGUUACGCACAAGGCGAAGACAUCUAUUGUCUCUUUUUUUUUUUGAUGCUUAUGAAUCACAUCAUUUUAAUAUAUACUUUACCUAUUUGAUAAAUGCUUGUUCAUUUUUUUUCCCAUUCACUUAUAUCACAAAAUGGAUGCCUUCAACAUGUCUGUUUCAGUCCUGAAGUUGUCUUCAACCAUCACACCUAAGGUAGAGCUAAGGGUAUUUAUGCAUCAAUGCAACAAAUUAAUGUGGUCUUAAGGUGUUUUUGUACAAAAAUGAAGAUAUGAUCUUAGUCUUUCUCUCUCUCACGCACAUAUAUACCUUUCUUUUCUUCCUUGCCAUCUCACACCUUUCUUUCUCUUUUCACCAUUCUACCUCACAGGGCAGUUUCACAAAGAUAAGUGAUCAAUUACAAUUCAAAAUAACAAAUCUUGAUUGUUUUUUAAUAAUCAAGUUUGUUUAAAAAUCAGUGAACAAUUGGGCAUGUUAAAAUGAUCUUGUUUAUCCAUUCAGCAAUUGAUACAAACUAUUGUGUUGAAAUAUCCAGGGACCGUUUCAAUCAUGAUGGUUGUAAUCACUUAAAUGUUUUCAUUUAAAAUUUCAAAAAUACUUUUUUUCAUUGACAGUGAAGCACAGUAACUCUCAAACAGUAUCUGUGACAGUUUUAUGAAUAUUGUCAACACGGACAGUUUUUCCAUUCCCUGACAAAUACCAUACUAGCAGUCAGCGACCAGGGAAAGAAUUCACCAAUAUUGAUAAAGAAUGGCAGUUUGUCAGUAAUGAUAAAUUACAAGUGUCCAAUGUUUUCCCUUUUUCAUCUAUAUGUCUUCCUUAUUAAAGAUAGUUUGAAUGUAUGUCGAUAUGAAUUCACCAUCUAUAAGUCCUAUUUAUUCAUUGUUAUAAACCUGUACAAACAGGACUGAGAUAUAGUUCUCAUCACACAUAUACCUCGUUAAACCAGUACCCCAGUAGUCUUUUGAGUAAAAACUUUGGGAAGCCGUGGCAAAUCACUGAAUGAAACAUUGAAAUGCCGUCUUCAGAGUAUGGUUUGGUACUUCCUUUCUAUUCUCAGGCCAUUAUACAGUGGAAAAAAAGGUAUUCAUGUACAAUUCUCAUAAGUUUUCAGUUUUAUUACAAAAUGUUCUGAAUAUAUACAUAUUAUACAUAAAUGCAUGUAUUUACAUUGUUGGUGAAGUAUGGUAUCUCAAAAGAAAUAAAUUAUAUAACAUCAAAGACAA